This is a messenger RNA of Porites lobata, 18179 nucleotides long. NCBI's taxonomy places the organism in Eukaryota, Metazoa, Cnidaria, Anthozoa, Scleractinia, Poritidae. The record is from the annotation of a GenBank genome assembly.
UUCACAAAUCAUCACGCGUCACUGAAGUAAAAAAGCCUCGAAACAAAGAACGUUCCAUCCAUUCGAUAAAGGUAAGACAUUCUCUUUAAUACUACCCUGACUAUAAGUUAUUUCCAAGUUGAAACACCUUCGUAUAGAAUUUUUGUUCCGAUAUCUUCGAGGUGCGUUUGAGAAGGUGAAAUCGAGGAAAGCGAAUGUCACGACUGAGCUGGGUGAUAUUGUGAGCGCAGCUCAGUUCGAAAGUUCUCAAAAGUAACUCGGUUUUACUUUAACGAAACGUGUUACAACAAUAGAACAAUUGAUAUUUCAACUAUCCGGCAACUAAAGAUAACAACAGCAGCUACGCGAUCUCGGAAGCGCUUUAUCAAGGUCACGUUCAAAGUUUCCUGAAGUUUUAAAGCCAGAGAUAAAAGAGACAGUCAAACAGUUUCUCCCUCAAAAAAAAAUUACUUUUAUGCAACUUGGAUGAUCACUAACAUGAUGACACGCUUCGAUGUUGUAUCACUCAGAAGUUAGACGAGCUGUGUAGACUCACGAUUACACAUGUAGAAAGGCGCGGUUGAAGACAUUUCAUGUGAAUAGUCACACUUAGUCGAGAGGUUUCUUUUUCUAAUUGCACCAUAAGACCUGAGGAUCUACAGAUAAUGGUAUCUUAGUCAACUUGUACAACAAACUAAAACUGAACCACAGGAAAGUACUACAAACUGGUAAAGCUUAUUCCAGGAUUGUCACACUUAAGGACUGCCAUGUUUGAAGUCAAUAAUUAGAUCUCCUUUGUGUCGGCAUAAUAAGUAUCGCCACCAUAAAGUACUGCUCAAUGGCUUUUAUUUCAAUGAAUGAUCACACUUUACGAUAAUAGGCACAGAAUGAAAAGUUAUAACCGCUUUGUAAGCAUAUUAAACGCAUUCACCGCGCGAAAGUGCAGCCCCUGAUCGGUAUAGCUUUUAUUUCAAGCCCCAAUGACACUUUAGAACCCCGUCUACAAGACUGAAGUUGUGUCUACCUUGCACAGCAUAAUAACCACACAUACAAAAGCACCGCACAGAGACUAUCUUUAAAUGUUCUUCCCGAAUAAUGCAGUACCUCCGAAGAAUUAAAGAAACAAAAACAAAGUUAUCCUUUUCAAGGAGUACAGCUCAGGAGCUCAGUGUCUCAGAUCAGUCACUGGUUUUUGGAAUCAAUGAUCCAUCCUAACACUGUAGGUAAAACUGUGAAUUCGUGAAGCAUAACCAUCAGCGUAUUAUUAUUACUUUUUCAUUAACUUGAAAUUUCAUUUAGACUCGAAAGCAGAAACAAGUUAUUUUUUUAAUAUACGAAGCCGAUGACGCAACUGCGGUCGAGUAACGUAAAAGUUUGAAACAGAGUUCGAGAAGAUUCCGCUAAAGUUGGUUUUACAUAAGUACCUAGAAACUCGAGUGGAUAAGUGUUCAUAACGACAUGAGGUCUGUCAAGAAUAAAUUAAUUACCAUUAUACGUGAUCAAACAGGGCACUCUUUUGUCUUUAUAAGAGCCUUUUGCGUAAUGUCUCGCUCAUGAAAAAACUUCAAUAGAAGCCGGCUCCUGUAAGCGCUGAACAGCCCUUCACAUUCACUAGAGCGUCCUAUAUCCCUUUUGACGCCCGGUUAAUAAGUGCUUUGUCAUAACGCAGGCCUGAACUCUUAAUUUUCUUUGGGCUUAAAACACAGCCUUAUUGUAGCCUGCUCGAUGAACCCUGAUGCAUGAACAAAGCAGACAACUAACAAUCCUAUUUACUCGAAUAACAGCCGCAGCGCGUAUUGUUCGACUUGUGGGUGUGGCGCUCAUUCAAAACGGUUUGUUUGUGAAUAACUCAGUUCUUCGUCAAGAAAUCUUCCUUCCUUUUACGUUGUUUUGCAAAAGAGCGAUAACAACAGGUAAGAAAGUGGCGAAAGUAAGUUUUAAAGGUCUGAAUCCUAUUCCAGUUAUUCAUACCAUUAACAUGAACAAUUGUCAAAAUAACAAUAAACCUUAUUAGAGCUGCAUUACCGUAAUGCGUAGUGUAGUGUAGGAGGGAGUGGCGCUCGUUUACUCUGAGUGAGGCGCUUAUUUGGGGCAGACACUCCUUCGGUAUUCACUAGGAAAAAACAAAUGCGCUCGACAUAUGAACUUAUUAGUGAGUUUACGCAACAGGACGGCUGAAAGAAGAGGAUGGCAAAACGUUUGUGGGUGACAAACGUGACACGGCCAUCACUUGCGUAUUCUGUCGUGAUUUUUCACUUAACAUGAAUAUUUUACAAAACGAUCUGCUUAAGGAAGGUGAAGUUCGGCGAUAAAGUAUUUGGAACCUUUAUUGUCACGCUUGUCACACAAGGUUUGCCGUCUUCUUUACUCUCCCGUCCUGUUGCGUAACUUCACGAUAAGGGCCAGAAAGACGUAAAUGUGUAACAUGGAACCUUUUUUCCCCACUGGAGAGUGCAAAACAGGCGAUUUUUUUUUACCCUUGAAAGACAAACGGAAAGAGAAAGCGAGAGACCAAAAACUCGAACAAACGCCUGAAGAGACAGGUUAUCAUUGUACAAAGGCAAAACCAUUCCCAUUCAAUUCAACAAGAAUCAAGCCAGCAAGUGAAAACUGAAUGAAACGGCGCAGGCAAUCGGAUGAACCAAUCAGAACUCCAGGCAAAUGCUUCAUUGUAUCUAGCGGGUAGCGCGGGAAAGAAAACACGUGCUAGCAGCCAUUCUUUUGGUUUAGCUUUCCCAGCAAUAGCAAAAAUGCGUGGCGGCAAUGUUAAGUUAAGGCAAUAAAGAUUUAACCUUCCGCUUUGGAAGGCUGAUAGGGGAAAUCAAGCACUUUAUCUUCUGCCACGCAGGCCGUGAAGGCAGACUGGCGGGUGUUUCAUGGUUUUCACUUGCGAUACAAGCGUAAGGAUAUGAGUUCUUGUGUAAACGGCCUGCAUGCAAACAUCAAUAUUAUGCUCUUGCUCUAAUGUUCCGCAAAGUUUGCAUGCGCUUCCGAUGGUGUUCGUUUAUACUUCGGUGAUAAAACAUGAACGGCUGACUUUUGCUUCAGGCUGCGUUGAACAUCCGUCGUAGCUAGCUAGUGAAAACCAGGCUUCAAACCACCGUACAUUAACUUUUAAUGACCAUCAUUCACGUCUAUAAGAAGUACAUAGUAAAAAGCGGUACUGCGGACGUUUAUCCACUCUAGAAACACCUUUAAUAUACAACAUGAACAGUCUGAUUACAGAAGACAUUGGCCACUGGAUUUCAUUUGAAUGAUCAAGCUUGGGGAUAUUAAAACCAUGCAUCUCCGAGAUCGCACUCUGAAACGAAAAUAACCAUGCCUUUUUACGGACGUGAGAACUUUGAUUGUACACACAGGCGUCAACUGACGCUUCACGAGUUGAAAACUUUAUUCGCGUUGAUUACCUUCUGCAGCUUACUUCAUGCUUAAAGCUACUGACCGCCUGGUUAGAGUUAAGGUUGGUUAUUCAAACGAAGCCUGUCUCUUACGCAGUGGUUUUUUUUAGUACGAAAUCAUUGGACCUCCAAUCUCUUUCUUAGAGGUUUGACUUCAGGAAAUAAGUGCUUCCCCAGUCUACGCUAUAUGCUUUAUUGAACUCCUGGCAAACUGAAAAUGGCUUAAAACGCGAUUUUGUUAAACACGGGCUAAACUCCGUUCAAUCAACUGGCCCUUACAGUUUUCAUUGCAAAGUUUACAGUGAUAAAUGCUUUUUUGCCUUAUGAUUUCAUUUUUACAACGUCAUAUUACUUAUCACGUCAACUGAUUAGAUGGUAGAAUUAUUAACACUCAGUAUGUAAAUCACAAGAGGUUUGAGGUUUUCAACCAAGCGCUCCUCGUGAAAUUGUUUUGAUCAAAAUGUGGUCAUCUUUCCGCUUUUCUCCUUUCCGUGUUUCGCGCCUCACACAUGUUCCUUUGUUCUUCUUAUAAAAAAGCGAUAGUUUUCUUUACGUCACUCAUAAACAAACUGAAAAACAAAGGCUCGUUCAUACCUGUACAAAAGAGUUCAUUUAAAAAAGUUCCGUAACCAAAGCUUUCUUAACAAAACCAACACGAUCUUCCACUCCUCUGUGACAGAUCAUAUUAUAAAUGAUGUCUUCGCGAGUCUUUGUUAACUACAAUACAAACACGGCUUUCACACAUUCAUGGAUAAUGAAGUGUUCUACCCAGACAAAGACAAGCUAAUGUCUUUAGAAAUCCCCACAGACUGAACUCGUAACUUUCUUCCCUGUCGUUCGUCAGACAAUGAACUUAAUAACAAAUUGACCUUGUGUUCACAUAUUAAUACAGCAGGCCUGUUAUUUUACCAUGGGCUAGGGAGGGGGAGGGUAAAUCAGUGAUUGCUGCCCUUUAAUUUGCUUUAGUUGAAAAUUAUACAUUUAGAGUUUUCUAACCACUAAAUCUUGGUUCUUACUUCGGAUUGGAAAAGUUAAGGAUUUCAGAAAUCCAGUGUCAAGUGAAAGUCGCUUGAAAUAUCACGCACGCAGUUUGUUUGCACCCUAGCUUACGCCGUCAAACCGGCAGUAAGACGCGUGUUUAAUGACGGACUGCGCGAGUAUGGAUGGAUGCGGCAAAGACAGUAAAGGCUUUAAUUUUGAUAUUAGAUACCUCCUACUAAAGGUGGCCCUUAAGCUAUUUAAGUGUUUAAGUGACACGACAACGUGAAACAAAAGAACCGGGCAGGAGGAACACGUUGUGCGGUUUAUGUUGUUUAAACAAGGCGAAUGCGAUAUCGUGAUCUGUGACAGCUGUUUACAGGCCGUUUAACUUCCUGUGUAUUUAACUUCCCGCUACGUACAGAUUGUUAAUAAAUACAAAACGUUUUUUUAAAAGGUGAAAAAAAAAUAAAAAGGAAUUCAGCAGGCCACGCGGGGCUACGGACUGACAGAGGUCAACAAGGAGGCUUGCUAAAGACUUACUUCUCUUAUUCAUUUAUGCUUUGAAACGAGAUUAAGGGUAUUAAUCAGCUAUUUUGAUUCACAAAAAGUUAAAAUUACAGAAAUGAAAUAAAAAUGUAGUUAUCAAAUUACGGAAAAGGUGUCCUUUAACAGUUCUCUACAUUCUAUUUUCUUGCGUGCUCUAGUAAAUGAUAAUCUGAUUUUUCCGUUCAACUUUUCCUACUGCAAAUACACCAGUACGGUGUUUUAAGCAAUAAUCUUGGUAAUCUUCAAGCCUGUUUUGUUCGUAAUUUUAACAAUAUUUAAUAAUAAUAAAUCUUAACUGAUGACAAAGGGCCAGCUUCCAAUGAGAGAGGCUUUGCAAAACUGAUAAAACCGUGACAAUUCCUCAACGGCCAGCAUUCCAGUGGCAGAGAAAACUUUAACAAGCCUAUUAUAGAAAACUAUUGAAUAAAUAAAAUAGAUUAGGCUAACUAAAGCCCCACCAUACUGAGAAUUUAUACAUUCUUCUCACCACUCAAAAGCGAACGAUUUAAAGGCUUUACUGUCUUUUCUUUCAGUUCAGUUGGCAACAUUGUAACCUAAAAACAAUCGAACUCGUAUAUGAUUAUUACUGAGCAAAAGGUCCAUGGUCGCUGCUAUUAAAACAUAACAGGAGUCCAUGAACAUAAACAUCAAACUUUUGGAACAGCCUACCCUCCGCGGCAGGAUUUAAGGAAAGGAAAGACGAAAUUAAACUGCGCAAAAACGCGCACGACCAUCGCUUCUCGCGCGUACUGAAUUUCUCCUUUCCCAAACCUUCAAAUGCCUGCCAUGCGGGCUAAUGAAUAGCUUAUCCGAUACAUUCAUUUUCCCAGUUAAGAAGUAAAGCACAGGUAAAGAGAUUGUCAAGAAAAUAACGAACAAGAACAAAAGCGGACAAAAGGAGUAUGCAUGGAGAUACCCGCCUACGAGCGGAGGCGUGAACUGGCGUGCGAAACAACCUGCUUUUGGUACCACAGUUCACAUCGCGCUGAAAAUGUAGCCUCUGCUCGCAUGGGAGCUGCAAGUGCCUGUAAAUAAACGUCGUUUUGCGUUGUUUUACUGUAUGUUCGGCAACCUUUCAUAGCGUAAUUAUAAUACACCAGCGGAGUGAAAUAUCAAACUUAAAUUAUUACCGCGGUUAUUAUUUUCUGUUUGCUGUUGUGAAUGUGUGAUGGUUAACAUUACAGGCCAUCUUACGUCUUUAUUUAUUGAGGAAACAAAACGAUGUUUUUACAUAUCACCGUAAUAAUUCGCAGAAAAAGAUGAUGAAAUUCGACACCACAAGGGAAUGUUUCCUUUUUGUACAAAACUGUUACCUAGUUCAGCACAUUUUCAACCUGAGAUCUCGCUAUUUUUUGACACAGGUGCGUGUAUGUAUCACUCAAAGUUUGCCAUGCUCAAAACCUCAAAUAACAUAUUAUCGCUAAAAUUAAAACCAGUAGUUUCUAUUCAAACAUUCAUGUAUAGGGAUUCAAUUCACUAAAACAGUCAAAUGUUAGAUUAAUUUUGUACAUCAUAAUAAAGUGAUACUUUUAAUCCGGUUUCCACACCAAACUCAGAAGUAAUAUAAAAAGAAAACCUCUUUACAACAAUAAGAACUUUAUCAAAAACACAAGCGUUUAAGAAAUAUUGCUUAAUAUGAAAUUACUUAGGAAUUAAGCACGCAAAGAUUGUUUUGAUGGUGACUUAACACGCCACGUGCUCCAACAACACGCGACCAUUGAAACAGGCAUUCACGCCAGAUGGGCGUUUGAGUGACAGCUGUCUAUCAUUACGAAAAUUACAUUCAAAUUCUUGAUCUUAGACCCAAUCGGCUUGUUUACUCGCCAAUAAUUUAUAUAAUUUAAAGCUGUUUUGACUCUUGUGGAUCAUGUCUCUUAAAAUGGAGUGAUAAUUAAUCAAAGUAAUGAGGCAAUUACGUCCUUUGAUAAAAAAGGCAUGUUGUCUUGGUUACCACAAACAAAAAUAAGAAAAGAAAAGCAAAAACAAGAAAACAAUCUCUGUUGCUAUGUUUACACUAUACUAGAUAGUUUUUCGUAACGACGCGAAAAGCUACUAGGUAUGGUAUGAACAUCUAUUCGAUAUGUGACUCUCCACUUUAAAGAUCGACGCGGCACAGCUUCGCUUCGUUACAGAAAUCGCGCCGAAAUCACCGUUCUUUUGUGAACAGAAGCAAUAUCCGGUAUGGUUUUCGUGCGUGCGCAAAAGCAAUCCGGUAUAAUGCGAACAUAGCCUAAAAUGGCGGGCAGUAAAGUAGAAUUUUUGCACGUUGACCAGUUUUGCAUUUGCAGGCAGGCAAGUGUAAAACAAAUAAAUAAAUAAAUAAAAAAUAUAGUAAGAGAGGGAUUUCGUGAAUCUUGGACAUGACAUUUAUUUCCUCGGGAGAAAUAGAGGAGAGAAUUCACCAUCGACUAUUUAGGUGACAUGAUUCACAUCAAUGCCGGUAACAUUUAGAGAUUUCACUCACAGAAUCAAAAGUUAAAACAGUUUUGUACAGCACUAAAAAUAUUGCCUUUAAUGGGCCGAGAGUACUGGUCAGUAGCUGUUUCUUUGAAUGAACAUACUUUGGAUUUUAUGGGAAGAUCAUUCCAAGCUUUUUCAAAACACCAAAACUGUAGCUACCAAAAGAAAUAGCACUGAAAACAUCCCCACACGCACAAAAAGAAAAAUGGAAAAAUUUGAACAUGAAUCAAAAAAGAACGCUGAAUCAAAUAUAUUCACAGUUAGUCCUAAGACCAUUCUUUCAUGAUCUUUUUUUUUCCGUUGCAAUGUCAUAAUGAUAGAUGUUAGCAACAUAGUAUGAUAACAUUAUUUCUUCUUAUUGGUCUUCACAGAUACAAAACCCAAAAAGAAUCAAAUAUAUUCACAUUGAUUUUAUUUUGGGCUCAGUUUGAGAAGACUCAUUUUUCAUGAUUUACUUUUCCUCCAUGUAAUUUGCUUGAAAUUUCACAGCGAUUGAUGUCAGAAACCUAGUUCGAUCUCAGUGACAUUAUUUCUUCUCGUCGGUCUUCAAUUAGCGUUUCUUUUUUAAUAAUGCCAACAGCCUUGGGGAAAAAAGACACUUUAAAAAUACGUAUUCCCUUCGUUUACUUCUUAAUAAUUUACAGCUGAAUUGACAGAGUAUCGGCACAUGAUGACAUAACAUUAAAAGGCGGGAACUUUCCCAGAGGGGAUAUAAAAUGAAAAGUGUACAUUUACUGAUUAGAGAUAUUUACCACAUAUACUUUUCAUUCAAGAUGGUAAAAUACUUGGAAAGUUAUAGAUCAUCCCGUUGCAAAAGAUCAAUCAUUUUCUCGCUAAUCUAAAAUAUACUCGUUGCUCAUGGAAAAAGAUUGCAUUAUUUACAGCAUUAGAAGAGGAUUAUCCUAAGAUACAGGCUUCUGGUUUCUUGCUUAAGAAUAUUUUUUCCUAUGUUCAGACAUCUGAGCAAAUAAUUGUUUAAGAAAACGUAUUUCUUUCUCAUAAUUAUCGCCUCUUAAUUCUUGCAUAGCUUUUGCUUUAUAUUUGAACCGAAUGUUUUUUAACACGUAAAAAGGAUAUAUACGAGAACAAACCGAAAUGAUCCUAAUCGGAAAAUGAACAAAAACUAUGUCAUAUCCUAAAGAAAAAAUGGCAAAAUAUUUCUGGGGAAUUCAAAUUCGUAUACCCUCCAUAACACUGGUUUACACUACACUAUGGCUAUCUCUCGGAACACGUACGAUCACAUGUAUUGCUAAUUGUAAAUGCAGUAUUCUUUGUUGCCUGUAAUUUCUACUGGAAAUUAUUCUCAAAUAGAGUUGGAUGUUUAAGCAAGUAAUAUGAACAUGUUCUUUGUAAGUCAAAUUUGCUUCGUUUUUUCACAUAUGAAAAGGACAUUUUUUAUUUUCCGCGAAGAAAGGCGAGGGAACAAUUAUCCCGGGUUAAUAUGCCAAAGAUUUUGAUUUCGUGGAACACAUUUUUAUUCUUUAUUAACUUUAUAUCUAGCUCAGAGAAAUGAAGAUUUCUCUAAAACGUAUACCUCAAAAAAGGCAAAUUUGCGUCAAUUUAAUUCAUUUUAAUUCUUAAUGUAUUCACAUAUAGCCACUUUAAAAAAUAGGCAAACCAUAUCAAAAUGGACAACACUUAACUACUUGUGGGCGAUCUUUGUAUGUGCCGAAUUUCGGAAGAAACUGGACGAAAAAGUGUGACUUUUCAUCGAGGAAAAAGCUUCAUUUCCCCUCACUGAUACAAAGAAAAAGCAAAAUUUGCAACUGAACAUGCGUAAUUUAACGUGGCAAAAUAACGGAAACUUUGAUGGGAAAUGUCUGUGCUUAUUUACCUGUGGAAUACCAGAAAAAAGCCACGGAACAAAAGAGGUGUUUGUAUUUCCAUAUUUUUUCAUCAAUUUCAAAAGGCGUAUUUUCUUGCAAGAGAGGCGAUGAUCUACCGGAGAUAAUCAAAACAAAGGAUCAAACAAAUGAGUUUUUUCGGUCUUUCUACCAAAAUUAUUUUCAAGGAAACGUUUUUGUUUGAAUUUUCCUCUACGCAGGAAAGUUUUCUUGUGAGGAUUUUACGGGUGGCUGCAAUUUCCUCUACGGUAUCAAAAAACACUUUUUUACGUUUCCCUACGUUAUCAUAACAAAAGUAAAUGGCCCUAGUUUUAUUUGGAAAAAGAGGAGACGGUCUAUAGAAACUAAUUUUAAAAUUGGUUGUGCUUUUUGGGGGGGAGGGUGGGGGAGAGUGCAGAAAGGGAAGUUUCAUAUGCAUGGCCCAUAUAACAACGCUCUUUCCUGCAUGAUACAAUUCGGCGAUUUGCGGUAUUUCAUAAGUUGCACUUUAGUAGUUUUUCAUAAAACUUUACUAUCUUCGAGCACCUUCGGGACUGAAAGGAAUCCACUUAAAAUAAAUAAAGAAUUCACAUUUGGAUAUUUUCCCACACAACUUAAGAUCUUUCGAGCCCCCCUUAAAUCUGGACGUAAAUUGAUCCACUAGAACGAAAGAGAAAAAAAGUAGAAUUUUGGUUUUUUCUUUUCAAAUUUUUAUUAACGCUCACGCAUUAUAACAUAAUCCGUCGCGAGAACACGAGGAGACUUCUCAAAAAUAUGUUUUUAUUUCACUUUUUACUACGCUUUGAAGCGAAAAAAGAGAGCAAAAUAUUAAGCUUUUCCGUAUCUCUUUUCACCUAUUAUUGAAGAAAGCAUUUAUGAGCAGUUAAUAGCCGUCGCAACCACUUAAAAAUUUACAGAGUAGAGUACCUCUUAUUAUAACAUAACAGAGCUAAUGGUUACAUUCAUAUCAAAACCUGCCGCAGGUCAUACUUAAUAUCGAUAAGUUAUGCAACGAAUCUAACCAACGGCCCAGUUCGGAAAAAGAUCAUUGAAAGACGUCGCUACCAUGAAAAUUGCUAAGCUUUUUUUAAUUAUCGAAAGAGCCACAUUAAUAUUUAUCAAGAAAAGCAUGCACAUCUGUACUCAUAACGCGACGAAAAUUUCAUCUUUCGGAAUUGCGACUAUUUAUUCAUAAGUUUGCUUAGGACUCAAAAAGUAGUCUGUUUUUGCAUUAAAAAUAGAGAUGUUAAUCAUCUUUUCUUCUCAAAACUUUUCUUUCUUUUCUUUAGACAACAACACGGCUUUCCCGAAAACUUAUUGAGCAAAAUAAUAAGGAUAUUCUUUCUUUCUCUGAACUUUGCCCCUUUUUUUUCUCACUUCCUACAAUUCGGAAUUAUCAGCAGAACAUUUAAAUGGUUUUGCUCUUAAAAUGAGCUGUGGACACAGAAUUAAAAAGCAGAUUAUUAGUCUGAAAGUCUUAUCUUUAAUUACUCGUUAAUGUGUACAGCAUUUGCUAAAGUAGUUUUUUUUUUAUUUUUCUAUCAAUAGGAGUCAAUUUUUUCCUCUCUUGUUUGUAACCACUUAAGAGGUUGUUUUUAUCUAAACAACGCAUUGGUGUAAGCGCUUGCUUUAGGUUUAGUCUAACUUUACUCAACCUGCGCAGUCUAAAGCGCGUCACAAAACAAAACAUUUUUUAAAAGAUUCCUAAAAAUUCAAAAUGGCAUGUCAAAAAGUUCCGUGCAUUCUGUCUUCUUUCCUUCAGAUCGAAGCGAAUACAAACAAUUUUCCAAGAAGCAUAAUUGUACGCUGGCCGUUAGCCUUUUUCAGUUCCGAACAGUAAAAUGUUUAAAGGUGACUUUUAAAGCAAUUUUUUGAUACUACGUCGACUGAUGGAAAAUGAAGAAUAUGUGUUAAAGUAGUAUUUUUCAUUACUAAUGAUUUUGCCGAAAGCAAAUUCAGCAAUAGAGAAGUGGCCAGUAUUUUUCUUUACACAAAGAAAUCUUGAAAUAAUACAUCCAAGGGAUUGAUACGCGAUCAUACACUAUAGCCUCUGGGAAAAUACCAAAAAUAUACAAAUGCUUGGAGGCCAUAAUUAACAAUUAAUUGACUAAAUCAUUGGAACACGGCGUAAAAUCAUUUUGACCAAGCUGUACUUUUCCCUAUGCCACUUAAAAGACAAAAAAUAUCGAAAACAACUAUCAAUAAUUUGUACAAUGUCUGCUCUGUGUGUGAGAAAAUCAACAAAUCGAUUAAAUUCUCCUCGAGUUUGACAAGCAGGAAAAACGCAAAAUACUUUAGAAAAGACGCAAAUAGACAUAGCAGAAGCAGAAAUUGAAAAAACAAAUAUUUAACACGACUUACUAAAGAGAAGGCGGAGAAAAUAAACAUAGGAAAACAAUUAUGAGAAAAUUCUGAAGAUGGAACAAUUCAAAAUAAUUUUCUUCCUUUUCCCUCUUUUUUUUAAGUGUCCAGCUCUCAAGUCAUAAGGAAGUCAUCUGAACCCGGUUUCGUGAGAAUAACUCCGCGAAAAAAAAAAACCUUUUUUUAGCUUGAGGCGAUUUAGCGCCGACUGAGAAGUUAAUCACUUUAAUAACGCGUCGAACGCAAGAUUCCAAACAGCACCGCUACAUUAAACGAAAAACGUCCAUCGAAAUUAGUCGCUGAAGGAAAGGUAAAAAUUACACUACUCAGCUUGUCUUAGCACGGAUAAACUAGUAGAAAAUAACCGGUAAGAGCUAAUGAAAAAAUCACCAUUUAAUGCCAUCGUAUAAAAUAUUUUUCCACAGAAAAAUCUUAUAUAUCAGUUUCAAGUGAACUAUUACUCAGUGCGAAACUUUUUCAUUUCGUUUAACACACAAACAGCCCUUGCUGUGAAAACGAAAACAUGAGGUGGUUAAAAAGAUGUUUUAUUUAUGAACAUGAAAAAGAUACUUUAUGCUGUUCCCGUAAAAGUUUCCGUGUUAUGUGUAAUCUAACGCAAAUUUUAAUGGCCACAAUACUUCUGCCUUUAUGCGAUCAUGUAAAAUAUCGAGUUUGCCUAUCAUUUCGUUUUACCGACAAGACUGAAUCAACCGCCAACUAGGAUUCGUUAAAAUUUUGACAUUAAGAAGUAAACUGAAGAAUGAUGUAUACUUAUCCGCCUAGGCAGAAAUACUAGGUAUUUCUUAUCGUUUUCCACAUCACCAAGAUUUUACUAAUUCGUUGUUAAAUUGCAAUUUAUUUCAUUACUUUUCUGGUUAAAUUUAUGCCUGUCAACAUAUUUUUCGAUUUUCUAUUAACGGUUUUGUCAAGGUCAUACUGAUAGAACAUUCCGCUUUUCAAGAGAGAGAAAGUAAUUGGUUGUAGAUAAGGCCAGUCACAAAUGGAAUAGCAGAGUGAUUUCUUGUCUUAAUGACCAACAAACUUUCAUUCUACUCCUAUAUUUCCCGAAACAGGUGUUGUCCAGAAUGCCUAACGUUUCAACAUUUUGCAGGACGAAAAGGAGAACGUUAAAAUUCUAAAAUAAAAAAGUUCCUAACUGUCAUUCUUUCCGCAAUUUCUAACGUUUUAAGCCAUACUCUAACUUACUUGAAAAUAAUCAUUUUCCACUCUUUCUUGUCACUUGUGGUUUUAUAAAGCAAUAUUAUUCACUUCCUUCCUUCGAGUGCUCUGAGACAGCCAUUUCAAUGCCUCCGCCGUUUAGUCUGUUUACCGAAACUAUUCCACGCGAAUUAUUAUGUUAGCCUUUUCAAUCCAAACGAAUAUACCAAUUUAAUGUCAAAACCACGAUUCAUAACUACUGUAUUCUCGAUGCUUAUUAGCAUGUCCUUUGUACUGACGGCGAAUUUUACUUGCCACAAAUGCAAAUUGACGAAACUAUAGGUCGUAUUAGCGAACAAAUCGCUUCAUUCUACAUCUAUUCUGUGCGGGGUAAACAUUCACUGCUGCCUUUUUUUCAAUAGUCAUUUCAACGGCUUUUCCAUUGUCCGUUGUUAUGAAAACUGGAGGUCGCCAGAGAUGGAAUGAAUUUCGCCGCCACGGGACGGCAGAAUACUCGCGAUAACUGGUAUCCCGCUAUGCGAUUAAGGUGAUAAUUUUUAAAGAUUGCUCUAGAUCGUUGUAAUUCUAAAAUAUUUUGUAUUUGCAAACAAGAAAGUGUAAAUUCACUGCUAAAUGUUAUCGGACGAUUCUUUUCUAUUCCAGUUAUCGCGUCGGCAAUAAAGAUUGCUUUAUUCGGGUUUUUAGAGCAUAGCCAAGUAAAAAGAAUAAUGCUUUAGUAUUCUUUUUAGGUGAUAACACAAUUUUUAAAACAAUUUUGUUCAACACUCACAGAAAAGAAAACAUAAAGUGCGCGAGCGUUCCUUAUCAGAAAAAGGGAAAAUAUUCCUCAAUUUGUCUGCAGGUCCUUAUAAUCUCGCCCAGGAUCUAGGACUUAAAAAUUCAUUUUAAAAUUUAAAUUGCUUUUCUCGAAUACACGACAGGUGGGAUGUAACCUACAUCUCUGCGCCGCAAGCAAUGUUUCAGGAGUAUGUUUAUUUUCUGUCAAGUGAUCGCCUUAUACCGAUCUCAAUCCAGGGACUUUUGUUAAUUCAUUGGACAAAGUUUAUUUACACAAUCCGCAAAAAAAGUAUCACAGUAUUUCAAGGAUUACUGACAAUAAAUAAAGAGUAAUAUAUAGUAUUUUUCGGUGGAGUAGCUUAUUCGAAAACCAAUGAGUUUAAAUUUUUAUGGUUAGCCUCGAGCUAUUGCAACGUUUUUUAAUUGGAAGUUAUACGUUUUUAGGGAACGCUGGGUUUAACCCCUAUCGUAAGCUUUCUAAUUAUGAAGAAAUAUCACGGGUGGGAAAAGUCUUUUCCUGCUAGUUCAAUCGACAAUUGAAGUUGUCGAUACUCAUCUAAAACAAAGGGUAGGAAAGAAAACAAAAGCCGAUCUCUUGGUAAGCCUUUCUUCCUUUUGUAAAAUAUUCAUCUUCUAACUUCUCGCUAUCUCGUGGUAAAUUAACAGUGGGGGAGGAAGAAAUUUUCAACUUUUCCCAAUUAGAAAUGGUUUACAGCUAAAUCCUUUUCCUUAUAUUUUUGUGGCUGUAACAAUUGGACUACAGUCCGCAGUAAAUAACAUAAUUAAAGCCGGGUUUUGUCUGCUCAUUAGAAAUGUAAACAGAAGGGAAAUUUGCUCGAAUUCAAACAAACGCGAGUGGCGUUUCUUUGCAAAUAAACUUUGUGUCCACUGGAAAUAGAACCGUUAUUAAUCAACCUAACACCCACAGUUUUCACACCAGAAUUUUCAAGGUGAUCAAAAAGUGCUUGAAUCCCAUGGAAAUGCCCAAAUAAAGAAGAACAGCGCUUAGUUUGCAGGAGUCUCGCUGGGCAGAAAUAAACAGAAAUUCAAAAACACUUCUCUGUUAUUUGCGACGCGGACACGCUUAAAGAAAAGUAUAUGUUUAAAAUUUCGGCCCAGACAAUAGCGAUCACAAUGACCACAAUAAAAUUUGCCAAUUCUCAAUUCAGAAAUAUUUAUCUAGCGGUGCAAAUCGACUGUAACCAAAGUUCUUAAUGACUCUGCAAAUACUACGGUCUAUCAUCAGAUAGAAUCUAAUUUAUCAGUGUUUUUUCGGAGUUAAUGCAAUCAAGGAGGAAAGUGCGCUAGCUUCCGACCCACAUCGAACACGAAAAAAUAAACGACGAAAAAUUUACCAAUGUUUUGCCCUCUUAGUUUUUUGAUCCCUGAUUACAAAAGACCAAGACCACUAAACCACUGUUAGAAAAGCUCUUUUCUCUUUAUAUUUAUUGUGCCGUUGAAAGAAAACCAAUUGACCUCGAAGAUCCGAAGUUCGUGGCGAUUAUUCGCGAAACGGAUAGCACAAUGCGUCUUUCAUUAUGCAAAUUGAUUCUAGGGGUCCAUUAAAUAGAGAAAAGCUGAAAAGUUUGUAAAUCUCUUUAAAAAAAGCGACAAUGACGCAGAGAAAGGCAAGGUAAGCCUCUAAUGAAACACGUGCAAAUCGAACAAUAGCGAAUGCCGCAGAUGGGGUGAAGGUAUUGAGCGGAAAACAUUAUUAUAUUGAAAUACUUUGAAAGGCGCACCUGCGUGGCUCGCGCAGGUGUCGAGUGCUAUCAUUAGAGGAAAGUUUGAAUGAGAGAACAAACACAACGAAACUUGCAAUAACUCAGCGCUCAUCGCGAUUUAAUCCCGCGAUAAGUAUUUCGCACUUUGCGAAAGCUCUUGUCCGCCUGUAAAUAGCGACUCUCGGAUGCCAACCGAAAGAUUUUGCCUCAAAGCACGUGCUUGAAAGAGCACGGCGCAAGGGCUUACCGCCGAAUUUUCCUGCGCGUUGAUUGGCCGAGAGCGGAAAUAUGCAUAAUUCAAACGCAAAUAAUUAACACCUAUUGUUUACUUCUCGUAUUAUUAUUGAAAUGAAAUAUUAGCAUUGUCCUAUUAUAUCAUUAUAGCCAUCAGCCAUAAUCACGCCUGGAGCAGUACCGUAGCAGUUGAGCCGGCCGACCAAGUGAAUAACUGGCCGAGGUUGCUCCUUUGAAAGCAGUUUGACUGAACUCGACGUCGCGUGAAGAUCAACUCACUUCAACUCUUCAGAUAACUUUCAUCACUCCGAUUAGCAAGUGACACCGCAAGCAUGGGCAAGCAAGAAGAAGGACAUAUUAAGAGACCCAUGAACGCUUUUAUGGUGUGGAGUCGUGGAAAGAGAAAGCAGUACGCGGCGAUAAAUCCGCGAAUGCACAACUCAGAAAUUAGCAAACGGCUCGGAGCAGAGUGGAAAAUGCUCUCGCAAGAUGAGAAAGAGCCGUUCGUGGCCGAAGCGAAACGACUACAGGCAAUCCACAUCCAGGAACACCCGGACUAUAAGUACAAACCGAAGCGACGCAAACCCAAAUCACUGCAAAAGAAAGACCUAUCGGCUCCGAUGUUUUCACCUUACAGCGCCCCGAUGAUGGCGGUUGAUAAAUUCUCAACGAAUCAAUUGCCUCAAACAAUAGCUCAUUCAACGGCUUUGUCCGCCGACCCAAUGUAUUCCAAAAUAAACGGAGCAGCAGCAUUUCACCACUCCGUUUCACCAGGGUAUCCUGUCAUCUAUCCGAAUGUGACCGCAGUUAACAGUCAUCACUCAGUUACACAACCAUCGCGUCAGCUUUUCGCUGGUUCCUUGGACUCCACACAUUCGUUCCGCGCCGCGGAUGUCAUGAGUCACAACCGAGCGCUUUACAGCAGUCAAGCUUUCCAAUCUGCUCUUCCCUCACCAAUGCAGCAGAGAAUUUCUAGCGUGGACGAAACACGCGGCGCUUCGGUCACCGGUGGAUCACCCAGCCCAACGGCAUCGAGCAGUGAAGCGCCGAGCAAAUCUACUGGAUAUACAGUCUCCACGGCGGACCUAAGCGGACAGCGUGUAUCGGGCGUUUGGCAACCACAGCAGGACUUGUCCAGGCCAGUGGCUUAUGUCCCGGUAUUGCUUUAAAUUUCUAUCUAUUUCUGCCACACCUUUCAAUUUUAGGGAAACUGAUAGAGUGAUAAAAUUAGGGACUUAAUCAUCAAAGUGACUUCACGACAAAUCUUGUCAGCGUACGUAACACUUUUACUCAAUGAAUUUAUAAUCGCGAGUGCAGUGCAAGUUUGCUCGAAUGUUUUCGUUAGUUUGUAUUCUUUUCCGUUAGCGUAAAGUAUAUUAGUGUUCGACGGUAUAUUAGGACCAUACUUUAAUAGGCCUUUAAAACGCCUAUUCAGUUUGGUCUAGUUCAAUUUUCUGUAUUCUUUAUAGCAGCAAAUUUCCGUUUCCUACAAAGAGCGCGGGCUUGUGAUAAAUGCGGUUUAAUGAGGGACAAUUUCUAGUUUACAAUGAAAAUAAUGACUUUCUUCUGACAAACGGUACAAUACCUCGAUUAACAUAAAGUAACAGAGCAAAUCUCGCUACAAACUUCCAAUUUUAUGCUGUAGCGUAAAAAAUCUUUGAGCUGAGGCUUGCUAAAAUCGCUGAAGCGAAAUCGAAAACAGUCCUAAUUUUCAGUGCCUUCCCUAAUAUAUGCACAACGCUGCUUGCAUGCGUAUGUUGCGAACAAACAACAACUUCAUAAAGAAAUUAUUUUAUCUCGAAGGAAGCGCUUGAAGUUGGUCAUAGAUCAGUCCAGAUUGAGCGGGUUAUAUUUGACACUAGAUCUACGGCCUAUAUAAACCAACAAUGCUCUAAUCUUCGGUCUCAAACUUACAUUCUGUUUAGGUCAUUGUUAUGCAAAGAUUGUAAUUCACUUAAUGCGAUAAAACAAGUGGACACGUCAAGGAACAGAACAAAACAAUUUCUAAAUAUCUCCGUUGAACCUACUCUUUGAGCGUGAUCAAUAAGAUAGUACUGUUUACAUAAAGUUCGUCGCCUCAACUGUUAACAUCCAAGCCUGCGCUCGAAGCGAAACAAGCGAGAGAUCACCUGAAAUAUUUAUUUUUCCACUUUUUUGAAUAUUUAUAACUGCGGUGUGAUCAAACGCUUAGUUUGUCAUUUAAUAAGAGAGUUUCGCUGAAGUUCAUUUCGCCGAGAUUGAGAGUUGAUUUAUAACAGUAACUCGUACAAGUUUUAAUCGCAUACCCUUUAGUUUCAAGUAACACGAGUAGUUCACUUUCAGUAUUUCUCACUGAGGGCUUUUUGUUUUUGUCAAAAUUGCAAAUUUUAAGAACUAACCCACAUGCCAAACGCAUGGCAGAACAAGGCUAUUUAAUUAAUGCCUCAGCAAACCAUUCGCAUGCCAGCUUCGACAAGUAAGCAGAGAGCCAAAUUCGCUGCUCUACUUGUUUCACUGUUUAAAUAGACACACAGUGACCUAAGAGCUUGGGAUUACCCAUGUUUCGAGGCACAUGGCCAAGGACUUUAGUAAAUUGAAAUUAAUUUACUGAAUUGACUCUACACCAUAUUCGCUUUAUAAAUUAAUGAGCUUUUUUAACAUAAAUUGUGUUGAUUGUAGAUCCUAAAGUCACCUAACACUGUACAUAGAGAUUGACGCCUUCAAAUUUAAAUGAAUCG